CAGCUGAGAAAUGGAUGUUUUUAACAAACUCCGCAGUGCAGUCAGCAGCGCUCUUCCUGGAAAUCCCCUCUCUAAAGACUUUGAUGUCUCUAACCACAUUGCCUCUGGUGGGCCAGAACUGUCAUGGAAGAUUUACAAUGCUAUUAAGAGGACCACCAAACAGGAAGCAGCAGUCUUUGUGUUUGAGAAGAAGCAGUUGGAAAAAUACUCCAAAAGAGACAGAGAAUUGGUUAUCGAGUCGUUAAAAAAAGGUGUUUCACAGCUGACGAGAUUAAGGCACCCAAAGAUUUUGUCUGUCCUUCACCCAUUGGAGGAAUCAAGAGAGGCCCUUGCAUUUGCUACGGAACCAGUGUUUGCCAGUUUAGCCAAUGUUUUAGGAGAUCACACAAAUGUACCCACCCCAGUUCCCCCUGAACUGGCCGAGUUUAAACUGUUUGAGGUAGAAAUCAAGCAUGGUGUCCUACAGUUGACAGAGGGACUGGGAUUUCUUCACAAAGAUGCCAAAAUAAUGCACAACAAUGUGUGCCCAUCCAGCAUUAUUAUAAACAAGUAUGGUUCAUGGAAACUGGCUGGUUUUGACUUCUGUGUUCCCAAUGCCAACCAACAGGACCAAAGUAAUUUAUUUCCAUGUAAUGAGUGGAAUCCUGAUCAGCCACCGGUGACCCAGCCUGACCUUGACUACAUGGCUCCAGAGUACUACCUGACCCACAGCUGUAGUGAGGCCAGUGACAUGUUCUCUCUGGGGGUCUUAAUCUACUGUAUCUACAACCAUGGCAAAGCUCUGUAUGAGUGUCAUGGUCAGCUGUCUCAGUUCAAAAAAUUUGUAGAGGAGCUGAGGAAAUUCAGGUCAUCUCUUCUGGGAAGUGUUCCUGACAGUCUGCAACAGUAUGUGAAACUCCUCCUUAACACAGAACCUACAGUCAGACCAGAUCCUAGUCAGUUGAUGAAGGUGGAUUUCUUUGAUGAUGUUGGAACUGUAACUCUGCAAUUUAUGGAUACUUUAUUUCAACGAGACAACUUGCAGAAAUCUGAGUUCUUUAGAGGCCUUCCUAAAAUCAUGAAAAAUCUUCCCAAGAGAGUGAACCUACAGCGAAUCUUGCCUCCCCUCGUGAAGGAGAGUGUGAAUGCUGACAUGGUCCCUUUUACCCUCCCCAGCCUCCUUCUGAUGGCUGACCAGGCGACGGAAACAGAGUACAGAACUAUUAUAUUCCCUGCUCUUAUUCCUCUACUGAAGAUUAAAGAACCCAUACAGGUAUCACUGAUCUUUAUGCAAAACAUGAAAUUACUGCUGAAGAAGACUCCUAAGAAUGAGAUUACCAAUCACAUUUUACCCAUGAUUCAUCAGUCACUCGAGGCAGAUAACUCUCAACUGCAGGAUAUGUGUUUGGAUAUUGUGCCAACAUUUGCUGGACUGAUAGAAUUUUCUGCUUUGAAAAAAUCCAUUCUGCCUCGGAUAAAGAAGAUCUGUCUUUCAACAGGAACCCUCUCAGUGAGGAUUAACUGUCUGCUGUGUAUUGGUAAAUUGUUGGAGUACAUGGAUAAGUGGACCGUUCUGGAUGAUGUCCUGCCUCUCCUCCCUCAGAUACCCUCCCGGGAGCCCGCUGUCCUAAUGAGCAUUCUGGGAAUUUAUCAGGUGACCAUGUCCCAUGCUAAACUUGGGAUUACUAAGGACAUUCUGGCUACCAAAGUUCUACCAUUUCUGAUACCAGUCAGUAUUGACAGUAAUCUCAAUCUAUCACAGUUCAGUGCCUAUAUAACAACAAUCAAGGAUAUGAUUAACAAGCUGGAGGCAGAGCAUUCCAGUAAACUCGAACAGAUCGACAAAAUGAGACAAGAACAAAAAACUAUAGAAAUUACAAAAAUAACAGGACAAGAUGAAAAAGCUACUAAAACUGGGGAACCUAAAACUAUGAUGGACCAGUUUUUGAGUGGGUUUGGUGUUGAACAAACUGUCACAAAUAGUAAACAUACUCCAGAGCCAUCUAGAACUCCAACCCCAGCCAGUGCCAAGGACAGCGAAUCUAAAUCUGUCCCAAAGACACUCUCUUUAGAGGAAAAACAGAGAUUAGCUCAGCAACAGGAACAACAGAGAAGGUUUAAGGAGCAGAAGCCCCUGACGAUGUCUGCCAGUAAAGCUGCACCCUCAGUAUCAAAGUCACAACCCAAAGAUUUAACGGCUUCAUUAAUGAACUCAAACACAAUGGGGCAACCAAGGAUGAUUGGAAAUCAAGGACUGAUGGGACAACAGAGUAUGAAUUCAAAUGUUAUGCAGUUUUCACAAGCUGUGUCUAGUACUGGUGGCUUCCCAAAUUAUUCAGGGGUAGGAUCUAUGGGGCAGUCUCAGAGUUCUUCAGGAAUUCGAUCAACAUCAACAACAAACAGUAAACAGUCAUUUGACUUGUCAGCAUUCGACUCAAUUCUUCCUAGUACCACACAACCAAAGGCAACUCUGAAUCAAAUGUCUGGCAUUCAGUCACAAGGGUCUUCUCUUCCUAUGAGCAGUUCUUCAUUCAGUUCAAUGAUGAAUCAGCCAAUGAGACCACAGAUCAAUAUGAUGCCAGGGCAGCCGGGGAUGAUGGGUAAUUCGGGAUUCAUGGGACAGCAGGGCAUGAUGGGAAAUCAGGGAAUAAUGGGAAGUCAAGGAAUGAUGGGAAAUCAAGGAUUUAUGGGACAACAAAAUAUGAUGAGAAAACCUCCUCCAAUGAUGCAGGGACAGUUUAACAUGCCAAUGAACAGUAUGAAUAUACCCCAGAAUCAAGGAUCUAGUAACUCACAAAGUUCAAAUAUCACCAGUAAUGAUAUAUCAGAUAUAUUUGGGUAACUUUAUAUGAUAAAAGAGAAAUUACUGCCAAAGAUGUCAGUAUAGUUUGUUUUUUAAUUUCAGAUCAUGUUUAACAUUAUCAUUUCAUUAUAAUAAUGUUAUCAUAUGUUAAAGAAUAUCUAUUUAUAUAUGUUUUUCUUGAACAUUCCAUAUUAAGUGUUUUGACCUAUUUAUUUCUUUCUGCAAUGUUUUGUGCAAUAUCAGUUCCAUUUAACUGCUUUCAUCAAUGGAAAAGACCUGUUAUUUACUAGGUUUGGGUCAUUAGUUAAAGUAAGAGAAUGUGCAGUUCAUACUCUGUGCUUGCAAUUUCCUUCUUGAUAUUUCUUAAAUAAGUACUGUACAUUUAUGAGGAGCUUAAAACAUUAUCAGUAGAUAAUAACAAAUUUUAAACAUGAGAAGAGUGAAACAAAAAUGUUUGUCUUCAGGCUUGUAUGAAGAAGUAUUAAUACAAAUUUUUAUUUAUUAAUAUCGUCAUGUCAGUGACUUUGCUAUUGGAGACUGUGAUAAUGUUAUUAAAGCUAUGACUAACUUAA
Molecule: messenger RNA, 3354 nt
Organism: Saccostrea echinata
Lineage: Eukaryota; Metazoa; Mollusca; Bivalvia; Ostreida; Ostreidae
Product: SCY1-like protein 2
Exons: 16
Coding region: 11-2821 (936 amino acids)
Biological process (GO): protein phosphorylation
Molecular function (GO): ATP binding; protein kinase activity
Source: RefSeq, a predicted model, not a curated record